This is a messenger RNA of Ostertagia ostertagi, 375 nucleotides long. The record is from the annotation of a GenBank genome assembly. Lineage: Eukaryota; Metazoa; Nematoda; Chromadorea; Rhabditida; Trichostrongylidae.
AUGUCUCUAUACGUGGACGUGCACGACUCAAUGCAGAAUGAGCGCCUUCACAUCAGAGCAACCAAUCUCGCACCAAACGGCAUCUACAAACUCGUGCUAAGGCUCAAACACAAAUUCGGGACUCACAUGUCCUAUGCGGUCUUCAAAGCAGACUCGGCCGGUGAGAUAGACCUUCCGACAGCGACACCGCUGAGAGGAUCCUACAGCGAAGCUGAUCCGAUGGGACUCUUCAUGAGCGUCGAGCCAUGCGAGGAUUUUCCAUUUGGUAUUCUAUUUAAGAUGCACUCCACCGCUACCGUUUGUCUACAAUUUGAUCAGAUAUUUUCAAACCCCAUACGGUUGACCACCGCUGCAAAGCAUCUAAAGAAAGCUGCA